Pteropus alecto (black flying fox) is the source of this 3876-nucleotide messenger RNA. It is a transcript of the gene PCARE, whose product is annotated as chromosome unknown C2orf71 homolog. Gene Ontology annotation, biological process: photoreceptor cell outer segment organization; protein localization to photoreceptor outer segment. Gene Ontology annotation, cellular component: photoreceptor inner segment; photoreceptor outer segment. The record is from RefSeq and is a predicted model, not a curated record. Bases 1 to 3876 code for a protein of 1291 amino acids. NCBI's taxonomy places the organism in Eukaryota, Metazoa, Chordata, Mammalia, Chiroptera, Pteropodidae. The transcript is spliced from 2 exons.
AUGGGGUGUACACCUUCUCACAGCGACAUUGUUAACAGCGUGGCUAAGAGUGGCAUCCAGUUUUUUAAAAAGCCCAAAGCGAUUCUGCCAGAAGGUCAGAGAAGCAGUGAAAGACAUUCCAUCCCUUUGCUGGUUCAAGGCUCCACCUGCUAUGACUCUGGGGGGUGCUUGUCCCAGGAGCAGAGGCCAGCAGAGGCACAGCCAGGUCCCAAAUGGACCCAAACCAUGACUAAAGGUCCCUGUCAGCUCACAAAAGAGCCCACUGCAGGCAAAAGGAAAGAUCUGGAAGGACUGAUCACAGAAACCAAAACCACCCCAUCUCAGCUGAACAAAUCACAAAGCCACAUGGCUAAGGACAUUCCAUUCAAGACACAGAGCUCCUGUGGGUCACAAGGGACAGCCUUUUCUGGGGAAGAAAGUGAAGAAAGUAAUACCCAGGAGACCUCCAAAUGGGAAAGGAAGCCGAGAUGCCACAGGUCAGGCAAACAGGGCCACUGCUGCCAAACCACCCUCCCUGCUCAGGGGUCUGAAGGCAAAGUGGACUUUCCCGAGCCCCUGGUGAAGGCCCACCAGCACGCUUACGCCUAUCUGCACUCCUGCCUCUUCAAAUUCGAAGCGAUUCUGAGCCUCACACAUCAGGCCACCCAGACCCAGGAGCUGCUGCAGCCCAUGGUCAGCUUCCUGCUGCUGUGCUUUGAUGAGGUCAACCAGCUCUUGGGGGAGAUCUCCAAGGAUGGGGAAGUGCUCCUCCAGGAAGUGAGGGAGGAUCUGGCUGGGCCAUUGAGGAAAGGAGAGGCUGGGGAGCAGCCAGAUCUCCUGCAACAGCUUCUGCAGUACACGGUCAGCAGGCUGCAGGCGCUCAGGGGCACUGUGGCCUCAGUCACUAGCAGCUUCCUGGAGGGCUCCAGCAGCUACCUCCAAGCCACCGCAAGCCACUUGGGAAGUAAGCUGAGCAUGAAGAGGGGUAUGGAUGAACACCUCCUAAGGGCUCUGGGGCAGCUGGAGAGCUUGGCAAGUGGCCACAGUGACAUUAGGGUGCAGGGUCUACCCUUGUGCUCCGAGGACAGUGGCAUUGGUGCCGACAGUGAGUCCGUGCACCUGGUGGACAAGCUGAGCAAGCAAGCCAGCUGGGACUUAGGGUCGGAGCCUGCAGAAUCAAGGCAGGGAAUUUCACCCAUGGUGGAAGCCAGGCUGUCGGGACAUACUUGGCAGCAAAGUCCAUUUUGGAUGGGUUCAGACAGACCCCAAGACUGCCCACUCUCAAGGCCUCCAAUGGCAAAAGUUCAGCCAGCACCACAGGGAGGAUCAGGGAGCCCAGGCCCCUGCAGCACGGGCCCAGAAAAUACUACCUCCAGGCCUCUGGGGUGGGGCAAGAGCAGUCCAUGUGACUCCUUUGGGCCCGAGAUCUCAGAGGAAGCACAUCUUUCUAAAGGCUCCAGGUGGACGAGUAUUCCAUCCCUCAGUGAAGGGGAGGACAGCAGCUCGAAGGAAGAGGAAGACGAUUUCCAGCCAAGGCCGAGGUCUUCACCUGCUGGCCCGGAAAGCCCAUUUCAGCCACACCCCAGAAGGUUUAGGAGCUCCCAGUCCCAGGAAAUGAUUCUGAAGAUGAAGGAAGCAAUCAGCGAAAGGAUCAAGUUUGUCCCUGUGCCCUCCCAACACCAGGACUGGGCUGAGGAGGAAGAGAGGACAGUGGUCCCACCGAGACCUAGCUCAGUUAGUGGCAGCAGAAGGACCCCCGAGAGGCAGAGGAGGUCCCAGUCAGAGGCAUGUCUUAAGGGCCGCAUGGAGGAGCCCACCCUCCAGGAGCUGCAGAAGGUCCAGAGAGACCUCGGCCAGCGGCUGGAGGUGUUCUACGCCCUGGGCGCACAUCGGCAGGGGCAGAGCCAGGAGCAGGUUCUGCAGCCCAGAGCAGCCUCUCUGAGGCUGCACAACCAGUGCAGGGUCGCCCCGAGCAGCACCAUCAGCAAGCUGAAGGCAUCCCUCACCAAGAACUUCAGCAUUUUGCCAAGUCAGGACAAGAGCAUUUUGCAGAAAUGCAGUCCCCGCCUUGAGGGUGAACAGCCCUGGCAGGAGAAAGCAGAGGGGCUUCCAAACGCCAUCUCGUCAGAGGAGAAGGCCGGCAAGGCUCCCGAGGCCACGGACUGGGACGUCAGAGGCCAUCCCACCAGAAUGUCCGUCAAGAAACUCAUUGAAACUUUCAGUCCCACUGAGGGUCUGAGGACACUGGGGGAGUCCAAGGACUUUGGGCCAAGCCCCUGUCUCAGGAAGUGGGGGGUCCCCAUCAUGCCUCCCAGAUUUCCCAUUUAUAGGGGGCUUGCUCCUUUGUAUCCAAAGCCCCGAAUUUCUCCAGCAGCAGGCAGGGGAUCUCCCCUGGGGGACCCAGGCUGGAGGCCCUUAGCUACUACCUUUCCCCCUCUGCUGACAGCAGAGGCAUCCAAGAGUGAGGAUUUCAACAGUGACGUGGAGGAGGACCCAGAGCACCUCCCUCCACCGCCUCUGGAAAUCCUGAUGGACAAAUCAUUCACUUCUCUGGAGCCCCCCGAAAGCAGUAAGCCAGCAGGAAGCUGCCCCGGCAGGCCCCACAUGCCAGAGCUGGGAGGAGCUGGCCCUGCCCGGAGAACGUGGGCUUCCCCAAAGCUAAGAGCCUCCAUGAGCCCCACUGACCUGCUGCCCAGCAGGACCAGUGCCACCUCCACCAGGCCCCACAGCACAGGGCCAGGGAGCAGCAAGAGUGGCUGCGAUCCUGGAAAACUGGCCUUGGACCUCAACCACCUGCCAACCAGCAAAAACCCAGAGGUGGAGGGCGGCGGGGCUCAGAGUCAGGCGCGAGCGAACAGGGCCGCCAGCCUCUCCAAGCAGCCCCAGAAAGCAAUCCCCUGGCACCAUGGCAGCCACACAUCUAGACAGAAUAGAACCUUGGAACUCAGCAUGCCCAGACCAACUCAAGGGACACAUUCUCCUGAGACCCCAAAGCAGAGCCCAGAGAGAAACCCCCAACUGGUCAGGAAGGCCUCCCCCACAAGGGCACACUGGGCACCCAGAGCAGACAAGAAGCACCCAGGCCUGCCCUCCUCUCACAAACCUGACCAGCCAGCUGGCCCCUCUGUGCCUGGGUCCCCCAGCCCAACGCUCAGCCCCCUGGCGAGUCCUGCAGCAGUGAAGAAAGGAGCUUCCCCGCCACCCCAGCACGAGCUGCCCAGCCCUCUCCCAGAGAGCCCCCGGGCUCAGCGCAAGGUCUCCAGCUCCCCUACCCAGCACGCAGAAGCAAGUUCGCCUGCCUCUGGCCCCUCCCCAUCACCCCCAGUAUCCCCGCCUCAGGGCCCCAAGGAGACAGGAGAUUCUGAAGACAGUCCGGCAGCCGCAGCCAAAGCAUCUGGGAACAAGUGUUCCCUAUUUUGCCCAGCUACCUCCUCUCUGUUUGAAGCUAAAUCGCCAUUCUCAACAGCCCGGCCACGCACCCCAUCUCUGCCACAUGAAACUGGAGGCCCUCGUGGGAAUCCCACAGGAUGCUGGAGGAGCAGCUCAGGACCACGACUGAGGGUGGGCUCACAACAAGGAAUGGCUCUGUGUGCCCUCAACCCUCAGCCCUUCGUCAGGAGGACAGUUUUUGACCGCCAGCCAGGUGUCCGCCUUCGCCCGUCUGUCCCAGGAGCCACCAGCAAUGCUUGUGAACCCCACCUUGGCCAGAGCAGCAGCAGUGAGGAGAGCCUUAGGAAGGACACAGCGCUGUGGAGCAGCCCCGGUGCCUCAGAAUUGAAGGAUGGUGGCAAGAGUGCAUCUGCCCCAGAGCUCUGCGUGCUGGGCCAUGGGCUGCAACGGGAGGCCAGCGCCAGCCGCACGCAGGACAAGCCCCAGAAGAAGAAAGUGGCCGGAUAG